Messenger RNA from Cryptomeria japonica (Japanese cedar), 1452 nucleotides. Its product is annotated as protein DETOXIFICATION 35-like. Gene Ontology annotation, cellular component: membrane. The record is from RefSeq and is a predicted model, not a curated record. Gene Ontology annotation, molecular function: antiporter activity; xenobiotic transmembrane transporter activity. Lineage: Eukaryota; Viridiplantae; Streptophyta; Pinopsida; Cupressales; Cupressaceae. The transcript has 9 exons. Gene Ontology annotation, biological process: xenobiotic detoxification by transmembrane export across the plasma membrane. Bases 16 to 1452 code for a protein of 478 amino acids.
CUAUGUUCAUAUUCAAUGCAAUUAGUCACAACAAUAUGUGCAGGCCACUUGGGUAAUGUUGAGUUGGCAGCUGUGGCAAUUCAAGGCUCUGUUAUUGGACUCCUGGCUUUUGGGUUCUUGUUGGGAAUGGGCAGUGCAUUAGAAACCCUCUGUGGUCAGGCUGUUGGAGCAGGUAAACGUCAAAUGCUUGGAGUGUAUUUGCAGCGUUCAUGGUUAAUCUUACUGGGUACAGCAGUGCUUUUGAGUUCUACUUACAUAUUUGCUACCCCAAUUCUUAAGCUGCUGGGACAGGAGCAUGAUGUAGCUGAUCUAGCCGGAGAAUAUGCACUUUGGAUGCUACCAACGCUGUUUCUCUAUUCAUUAAAUUUCCCAAUGCAAAAGUUUCUUCAGGCACAAAGAAAACUCAUGGCCAUGGCUUUGAUUUCCUUAGUUAUAUUGAUAAUCCAUUCCUUUAUGAGUUGGUUGUUAAUCUUCGAAUUGGGUUUGGGAUUGGUUGGAGCAGCUAUUACAGGAAAUCUAUCAUGGUGCAUUAUCGAUACUUGUCAGUUUUUGUAUAUAGUUUACUUUUGCCAAGAUGCUUGGAAAGGAUUCUCCUGGCUUGCUUUUCAUGAUGUAUGGCCUUUUGUUAGACUUUCAGUGGCUUCGGGUGUUAUGCUAUGUUUGGAGAUCUGGUAUAUGAUGUCACUGAUUAUUAUGACGGGGAAUUUGAAAAAUGCAACAAUUGAAGUCGAUGCGCUAUCUAUAUGCAUGAAUUUGAAUACAUGGGAAGCCAUGAUCUUCGUCGGUUUCAAUGCUGCCAUUAGUGUGAGAGUAUCGAAUGAACUGGGAGCUGGUCGCCCUAAAGCUGCAAAAUUUGCUGUCGUGGUGGUGGUUGCAACAUCAUUGUCAAUUGGGCUUAUAUGUAUGGCCAUCAUUCUUGUAACCAAAAAUGAUUUUGCAGUACUAUUCACAACUAGUAAAGUGGUCAUGGAAAGAGUCUCCAAUAUGGCCAUGUUACUUGGAGUAACGAUGGUUUUGAAUAGCGUACAACCAGUUCUAUCAGGUGUGGCAGUAGGCGGAGGUUGGCAAGGUCUGAUAGCCUAUGUAAACCUAGAGUCCUACUAUGUUAUUGGAUUACCCCUUGGCCUUCUUAUGGGAUAUAAGUUCGAUCUUGGAGUGAAGGGCAUUUGGACUGGCAUGAUUUGUGGAACAGUCCUCCAGACUCUUAUUUUAUUGUUAAUUACAUAUUUCACUAACUGGAAUCGAGAGGCUGCUCAAGCCGAGGAUCGUAUCAGGGUAUGGGGAGGAUUAGCUGGGUCUUAUGCAAAUCGAUCACUGAAGGUAAGCCUGUGCAUGGGGACGAGAAUGUUGGGAACGAAAAUGUUGAACAGGAGAACAUCCCUUAGAAUUCUAGAAAAUCUUCCAUUUACGAAAAUCUUUGGCAAAUAUUAUCUAGACGAUCCUCUUCUGUAA